Cylicostephanus goldi is the source of this 479-nucleotide messenger RNA. The record is from the annotation of a GenBank genome assembly. NCBI's taxonomy places the organism in Eukaryota, Metazoa, Nematoda, Chromadorea, Rhabditida, Strongylidae.
AUGUGUGCGCUGUAUUGGCAGCUGAAUGAUGUUUGGGCUGCACCAACCUGGUCUUCUAUUGAUACGGAUCUAAACUGGAAAAUGGUACAUUACGAGGCAAGGAGGUUCAUGGCUCCUGUUAUUGUGGCUUUGUACGCUGUUGGAUUCAACGAUAUGGGAGUGUCUGUGGUUAACGACUCUCCUGAGGAUAUCAACGAUGCAAGAUUAAUUGUUGAUAUGCUAGCUUGGGGUAAUGGGUUUGAUCCUAUCUACAGUGACGAGAAAAUGGUCGCGGUCGAGCCAAUGUCAUCCAUAGAAGUGAAAUUCCCAGAGAUGCUGAGGACCAGCGAUGCUGACUUUAUAAUACGGGCACGACUUUUGAAUAGCUCUGGUAAUUCCAUAGCUCCAGAGACGAUACUUCUUCCUGAAAGGCUUUACGAGGUAAGCUGCCAUGUGUCCAGAUGGGCUAAAAUUCGCAGUAAUUAUAGUAGACCAUAGAG